This is a messenger RNA of Scheffersomyces stipitis CBS 6054, 2625 nucleotides long. RefSeq lists its product as uncharacterized. The transcript has a single exon. Bases 1 to 2625 code for a protein of 874 amino acids. The record is from RefSeq and is a predicted model, not a curated record. NCBI's taxonomy places the organism in Eukaryota, Fungi, Ascomycota, Pichiomycetes, Serinales, Debaryomycetaceae.
AUGGGCCGAGCUGGAGCAAGCAUGACCAGCCACGGUGGAACGAACGACAGGUCCUCGACCUCCCACGGCGAUGCGGCUCACACUCCCAUGCCUGGCUACAUCCAGCCUUCGUUGUUCGGUGAUGGUGACAUCACCGACAUUAACAUCAUGACCAGUGCCAGCAAUCCGGAUAUCAACAGGGGACUUCUCCACAGUGCAAACAACAACCACACCAACACCAGUAACACCAAUAGCGCCCUCAACAGCAAUAUUAGCCCCAAUAGCAAUUCUCUCCAGGGAGAUUCGCACACCCUCGCUAAUCUCAGUAACCUCAGCAAUUUCAGCAAUCUCAAUAAUCUCAGCAACCUCAAUACUCCGGAUAAUUCCACCACUCCCAACAACCUCAACUUCAACAAUAACUCUUCUGGAAACCAAUACAGCCAGAUGGACGAUUUUGGCUUUGAUCUCAAAAACGACCAGUACGAUUACUUCUCGCAGGUCUCGCUACUGGCACCGUCAUCCCGUAUAGACCAUGUCUAUGGGUUGGAUUUCGGAGACUUCGAGAAAUCUCAGCAAAAGCCGCAAGGCAAUCGACAACAACCACAAGGCCAACAAACUCUACACCAGCCACUACCACUACCACUACCGCAAUAUGGACAGAAUUUACAAAGUCAAUUACAGAGUCUGAAUCAAGUACAAAAUCAAUUAAACAGCCCUGAACAAAGAGUAGAACAAGAAUUUCAGAACUAUCAUCCCCGUUUCAGAUUGAACCAACAACACUCUCUUUCUCAAGAAGUAGUGGAGUAUCCAAACGCAGAAGGGUAUCAGCCGAAACGUAAACACAGUAAUGAAAACGAUUCAUCUGUUUCUGACACAGGGGCGGGACCUGGUUCUGGCUCCAUGACACAGUUGCCAUAUCCACCAAAACCACCUACCAUACGGCAGAACUCGCUUCCAUUAUCCCAGAAGGCUAUGAACCACAACCACAAGAAGAACCACGGAGCUAAUGGGCUCAGCUUCUUUGGUUAUAGUAGCAAUCCACAAAUCUAUGGAAAUGAGAAUCCACCGAAUUCCGGAAAUUCGCAGAAUGCUCAAAUUCCCCAAAAUCUCCAAAACCAACAAAAGCAAAAUCUCCCAAACCAAUACAAUUCUUCUUCUUACAACGAUAUAGACUUGAAUACAAGUCAGAAAUCCGAUGCCACUGUUACACUUGGCUCACCUUCUGAGGCUAAAAAGAGAACAACGCCCAAACCAAGAGGCAGACCCAGGAAGAAUAGAAAUCCCGGGUUUUUCUUGCCAUUAGAUAACCUCAACACAAAAAAUCAGCUUGCAAAGGUAGCCUCUAAUUCAAUUUCGUCUUCUCAUUCUGACACAGCAGCAUAUAACUGGAACCGGUCUGAACGAGUUAACAAUAGUGGCACAAGAAACUUCAGUGCUAAUAUCCCCUUGUUCAAAGAUGAUGGCCAACACACUCCCAAUCCUGAGUUGCGGCUUUUCGAAGCUGAUUUAGGACUUCAGGACGACAGCUUGCAACGAUUCGCACCUUCCCAUUCCAAUAUCACUCCAUCCAUGAAUCCUCCUCUCAAUGUAAAUGGCUACUUUGAGUUGGAGAACAGAAAUAUUAAUAGUAACAGCAGCAACAGCAACAGCCAGUUUGAUACCAGCAGUCUUCUCACUCAUUUCAUUUCUCCCCACAUUAAUUACAACGAACACACCUUCAACAACUUCAACAAGGAGUUUGAGGACUAUUUGUCAGAAUCAGGUGCGGACUCAAAUCUUGUGCAACAGCGUCCGGUUUCGGGUCAAUAUCAGCUUAUAAAUAAGGAGCAGAUCAGUAUGAGCCGAGGAGUUCCUUUGGAAACUGAUCCUGAUGAUGUGGGUUUUGGUGCCGACUUGGGCGGGUUCAACUUUGAUGUUAACCCUCGAAACGAGUUGCUUGAUCCGGAAAGUCUUCCAAAGCCAACUGUUUACGACAACAAUGAGCUCGUGGCUACCCUGGCAAGCUCGAUGUUGAAUCCUACUCCGAUCUACGACGACAAUGAUGCUCUUUCUGUAAACCAGCAUGGAGCUACAAGUCUCAGCCAGAGUCUGGCCAAUGGGUCAGAUUUUGAACUGUCGGAAUCAGACAGGGAGUCUAAACCAUCGGGUCAUCUAGACGUUCCACGACCAGUAAUUGUUCGUUCCAUAUCCAAUCAUAGUGGCAAUAGCAAUUCCAAUUCCAACUCGCUGCCUCCGCAGGAGUUCAGACACGACGACAACGAUAUAUUGCUUCAGAAGCCCAAGAAGAAGCGGUUGCCCAAAGGUGCCGUUUGCUCCAUAUGCGACAAGUACAUAAGUCGAGACUUGACUAGACACAUGCGGAUCCACAAUGAAGUGGGCCGGUUCCAAUGCGUAUAUCCGAAGUAUAUGUGCAACCACAAGACUCAGUACUUCAACCGGCCCUAUGACUACAAGAAACAUCUUCUCCAUAUGCAUUUCCGCUUCGACGACCCCAAAGGAAAAACAGCCAACACCUUGACAGAUAAGCUACCAUUAGAAGGUAUCUGUAUUGCGUGCGGUGCUCGUUUUGUAGCGAAUGACUGGUUGGAAACUCAUGUGUUGACGAAUUCUGCCACCAAGUGCCCUUCGCUCGAGAAUCGGGAGUGA